GUUAUACGACGUUACCCCCAGAUAACAGGGUGCGUUCCGUUCGCUAAAUGCAUGGGAUAUAGCAUGUUGUAAAAUUAUGUCGGGGACCAAAUACAACUUCGUUUUACAGGACUCGGAUAACGAAGCCAGCUCGUCAAGUUUUGUUGUCAACACAUCCACCACAGAGUUAUUUGAGGGUGCCAGAAGAAAGAAAAAAUCAAGAUAUAUCAUCUAUGCUGUUGUUUUGAUAAUUGGGAUUGCUGUCAGCCUUGGUGUAGGGUUAGGUGUAGGACUGAGGAAGGACAAGGAUGGGUCCUCUGACUCCCAGACUGACACUGAUGCCCACAAACAAACUACUGCAGUCCCUACAUCCACCAUCUCCACCCAUCCAUCCAGUGGAUCCACAUCAUCAGCAACCUCAUCCACUAAUUCAUCUGUUCCAUCAUCCACUACAUCUCCACCGCUAAAUAACUGGAUAGAUGAGCCAUGUAUACCACAUGACGCCAAACCAAACACAUGUCCAUGGAGUACUCCUCCGCUGCUGUUGGUCUCAAUGGACGGCUUCAGGGCCGAUUACCUCACCAGAAACCUCACCCCCACCAUUCAGAAGCUGGGUCAGUGUGGGGUCCACACGCCCUACAUGAGAUCUGUUUAUCCAACUCUGACAUUCCCAAACCAUUACAGCAUUGUCACAGGUCUGUAUCCAGAAUCUCAUGGAAUUGUUGACAACAACAUGUAUGAUGAAAAAAUCAAUGAAACCUUCAUGUUAUAUGGUGGCAAACCUGAGGUCAGGAGCAACCCAGCCUGGUGGGGAGGGGAACCAUUGUGGAUUACUGCUCGCAAGCAAGGGAAAAAGAGCGCUGCAUACUUCUGGGUUGGAUCUGAUGUUAACAUAAGCGGCCAUUACCCUGAUAUAUGGAAACAUUAUGAUGGGGAUAUUCCUUAUGAAGAGAGAGUGGACACUGUGAUAGACUGGCUCAGUUUGCCUGACGGUGACCGGCCAGACUUCCUGAUGUUGUACUUUGAUGAACCAGACCACACAGGACAUAACGUAGGACCGGACGGACCGGAGGUGAAUGAAAUGCUGAGGAAGAUGGACAACAUUAUUGCUUACCUUAUGAACAGACUAUAUAGAAAACAAAUCCACAACUGUGUCAAUUUGAUUGUUUUAGCUGACCAUGGAAUGGAGAAGACAUCCUGCUCUCGCCGAGUGUUCUUGGAUAAAUACAUUAAACCAGACGACUAUCUGAUAUUUGAUGGAAUCAUUGGCAGCCUCCACAAAGACUUCUACAUGAAAGACAAUGUGGUGAAGAAAAAGGAGACCCCAACACCCUUGGAGGAUGUGAUGGGUUUAUUAACCUGUAAGAGCGGACAUCUACAAAUGUUCUCCAAGUCUGAUAUCCCUGCGAGACACCAUUACACCAACAAUAGGAGGAUAGGAGAUAUCAUCAUAGAUGUGCAGGCCCAGUGGAUGGUGGGAAAAGAUAAACAUGUAUACUGCAUAAAAGGAAACCAUGGAUAUGAUAACUUAUAUCGAAGCAUGCAGGCUUUGUUUUUGGCUCAUGGUCCAGGCUUCAAACAAAAUUACAGUUCUCAGCCAUUUGAAAAUAUUGAGUUAUAUAAUCUUAUGUCAGAGCUGAUUGGGAUACGUCCAGCGCCCAACAAUGGGACACUGGGAGCUCUCCAUGACAUCAUGCACCGCCCUCCAUCCUUAGGUGCAAUGGUUCCUACAGUCAACUACAAGAACUGUCCUGCUGUUCCAACAGUGAGGGCCUCUAAUCCAAAGAACAACUGUAGCUGUGAUGCGAGUUCUGCUGUACAGUAUCCUCAGCAGGUUGAUGAGAGCCACUCCCUGCCCCUGGGGGUGGUACAACAGACCGAGGACCAUGAAGCCUGUGUCCUCCACAACACUGACUAUUCCACAGCCUAUAGCCACAAGUACAACAUGCCUGUGUGGACAUCUUAUGUACUGAGGGACGGUCAGAAUGUCAGUUUGGUUGACAACUGUGUCACCACUGAUGGAAGAAUUCCAGCCAACAACAGAUUCCCAUGUACUAUGUACCAGACAGAAAAUAUAACAUUUGCCUCCUUGUUUAAUGAUGGAUUCAAGUCUCAGAGUGGGAGCCCUGAACCAAGCUUCAGUUCCAACAUCAUGCCCAUGUAUCAGGGCUUCAAAUCAGGGAUUUGGACCUACUUGUGGAGAAUCAUAUCUGAUUUUGCUGGACAGCCUGGAGACCUUAGUGUGACCCUUGGCCCUGCCUUUGACUAUAAACAAGAUGGACUUUAUGAAGGAAUCAUUGACCAAACAAAGUUUGUUGAUAAUGAUACAAGGAAGAUACCCCUCCCUACACAUUUCUACUUGAUUUUGAUCCGCUGCAAAAACUCAUCUCACCAAUCUCCUCUAACAAAUUGUCCCAUAGAAGAUCUGGAUACCAUAUCCUUCAUUCUUCCAAACAUACCAUCUAUUCCAAAUUGUAUGCCAGAAGAGGAAUAUUUGCGUGAAAAUGUGGCAAGAAUCCGAGACAUUGAGCUGUUGACAGGACUGAGGUUACUUUCAAAGUUCAAUGAGGAGACCUCAGCUCGCCCAAGAACACACCUAACCACAGCACUCUGGCCCACUCAGAAUAUUGCCUACAAAUGGAGUGAUCUCCCUUGUGAUGCCAAGAGCCAGAACACUUGUCCAGGUAAGAUACCCCUGUUGCUGAUAUCACUGGAUGGAUUUCGAGCGGAUUAUCUGAAGCAGAGGCUGACCCCUGUGAUUCAGAAGAUGAGGGAGUGUGGGGUCCACGCUCCGUACAUGAGGUCUGUGUACCCCACUGUGACAUUCCCCAACCACUACACGAUUGUCACCGGCCUGUAUCCUGAAUCCCAUGGUAUAAUAUCCAACAACAUGUAUGAUGCUGAGAUAGGAGAGGUGUUCUCUCUGUCCAGUAAAACCAAGGCUGAUCCGCGAUGGUGGGGAGGUGAACCGCUUUGGAUAACAGCAAAAAAGCAUAACAAGAAGACUGCUACAUUCUUCUGGCCAGGAUCUGAUGUCAACAUAUCAGGGAUUUAUCCAGAUAUAUGGAAAAUGUAUGAUGGUAAGGUAGGGUUCCCGGAGAGAGUGUAUGAAGUCAUCAGUUGGCUGACUUUACCCGAGGAAGAGAAGCCCGAUUUCAUCACCUUGUAUUUUGAUGAGCCAGACCACGCUGGACAUGGGGGUGGGCCAGAGAGUGAGGGAGUCAGCGAUCAGCUGAAAAACGUGGACGAUAUGCUGUCCCGAUUAAUGGACACAUUGUACCAUAAAGGCCUCCACAACUGUGUCAACAUAGUGGUCAUUGCUGACCAUGGAAUGGAUGAUGUUAGCUGCUCACAAGUUGUGAAGCUUCCUGACUACAUGCAUGACCUCAUUCCUGACCUUGCCAUCUUUGGUGGGACGUUUGGGAGAGUGGAGACAAAGUACCACAAAAAGUCAAAGUACAAAAUUUUUCCAAAUGAUCAGAACAGUACUAAACCAGUUAGUGAAGUGACAGGUAAGAUCAUGUGCCAGCACCCCAAGAUGAAGGUAUUCACAGGGGACACAAUCCCCAAGCGCUUCCACUACUACAACAACCCAAGGAUGGGAGAGAUUCUACUGGAUAUGCAGGACCAGUGGCUGGUUACUGAUUCAAAUUACUUUUACUGCAAUGGUGGAAACCAUGGAUGGGACAAUUUGUAUAAAUCAAUGCACGCUUUAUUUCUUGCUCAUGGCCCAGGCUUUAAGGAAAAGCUGCAGAUAGAGCCAUUUGAAAACAUUGAGUUAUACAACAUGAUGAGUGAGCUGUUGGGAAUAACGCCAGCUCCAAACAAUGGAACUCUGGGAUCCUUACACCACAUCCUGAGGAAUCCCGCACCCCUGACAGACACCACCCAGACAGUGGACCACAAGUACUGCCCUGUAUCUGGUAACACCGGCAGUGCAUGGGUCCCUGUGUGUGGCUGUACCAACCAGAAGAACCAAUCAGUGAAUGACUUGAUGUCAGAACAUUUAACCUCCUCUCCUGACUUGUCCUCUCCCCUUGGUCACCCUGUGGGGUCAGGGAACCUGUCCAUGUGUGUCCUGAACUACACCUCCAUGUUGACUGGCUUCAAUACUGACCUCCAGACCCCAGCAUGGACACAAAUGGUGCUGUCUCCCAAACAGAAUGCAAUGAGUCAAAACCAGACCAGUUGCAUUGUAAAUGAUCCCAGAAUUCCACAAGGGUCUUGUGAUGACUUCACUGAUGAUUCCAGAAACAUUACCAUGGGUUUCUUAUAUGAUACUGAAACCUUUUAUCCUGGUAGUGUGGGAAAUUUUCAUUACAGAUCUAAUGCUCUUCCAAUGUAUAAAGGCUUCAAAUUAGGAAUCUGGAAGAUGACAUGGAAGCUGGCAAAGGAUUAUGCCGUGAAAUUUAAUAACAGUGUCAGUGUAAUGGCCGGACCAGCUUAUGAUUACAACAAGGAUGGACUAGCUGAUCAGUCGUUUAAUGAGUCAAGCUACAUUAAGAAUGGCAGCUCUAUUGUGCUCCCCACUCACUUCUUCAUGACCCUGGUGAAGUGUAAGAACCCCAGUGACAAGUUUCCUUGUGGAGAUGACUUUGAUGUGAUGUCAUUUAUUCUGCCUCAUGUGGAUACAAUUCCAAACUGUUUGACAGAGGAAGAAUAUCUUACAGACAACGUGGCUCGAGUUCGUGACAUUGAGUUGUUGACAGGACUCAAGUUGUUCUCCUCAUACAACACCUCCACUCGGGCCAGAUUAUCCACCUUCCUUCCUGUGAGCUUGUGGCCGUCACUGAGUCAAAAGUGGAUUGACACUGAAUGUGGAUCCCCCACAACAGAGACUUGCAACUCUCAAUAUCGGCCUCUUGUGUUAAUCUCCCUGGAUGGCUUCCGAGCAGAUUACCUCAUCCGUAAUUUCACUCCAAACAUCCGACGGCUGAGUCAGUGUGGUGUUCAUGCUCCGUACAUGAGAUCAGUGUACCCGACCAAGACAUUCCCCAAUCAUUACUCCAUUGUCACUGGUCUGUAUCCUGAGUCACAUGGUAUUGUGGAUAACAACAUGUAUGACACCGAAAUCACAGAAAAAUUCAGCCUCAGUUCGCCAAAUGCGACUGACCCGCGAUGGUGGGGUGGGGAACCAAUAUGGAAUACUGUGAAAAAGCACAACAAGACAUCUGCAACUUACUUCUGGCCCGGAUCUGAAGUAGAAAUAGAAGGCAUGCGUCCAGAUUUUUACAGGGACUAUGAUGGUAAAGUUCCGUUUUUAAAGAGGGUUGAUACCGUUUUGUCCUGGAUGGAUUUGCCGGCCAAUGAACGGCCUGAUUUUAUCACACUGUAUUUUGAUGAACCUGACCAUGCUGGGCAUUCAUACGGCCCUGAUGACAUUGUGAAGAUCGGGCAAGCCCUGACCAGAGUGGAUGAGGCUGUUGGUCGACUGAUGGAAGGACUUUACAAGAGAAACAUGCACAAUUGUGCCAACAUAAUCAUCAUUGCUGAUCAUGGCAUGGCUGAUAACAACUGUGACAGACUGAUUAGUUUUAGGGAUUACAUCACCAAUGUGAACAACAUGUACAUAUAUGAGGGAGCCUUCAGCAGGAUAGAUCCACUCCACAAGUAUUCUAGCUCAGGACUCCAUCCAGUUACCCAUCCCUACUCUGUGUCCAGUAUUUUGGCCAAUCUAACCUGUAAGUCUCCCCACUUUAAGGCAUUUGAUAAGAAUCUCCUACCUGUCCGACAUCACUAUGUCAACAACAAGAGGAUUGAACCAGUGGUUGUUGACGUGGAGGACAAGUGGUUGGUGACCUUCAGGUCUCUGCAUGGUUACAACAAGAAGUACUGCCAGGGAGGUAACCAUGGUUACGACAAUAUGUACAAGUCUAUGCAGGCCCUUUUCCUGGCCCAUGGACCAGCUUUCAAGCAGAAUAUGACAACAUAUCCCUUUGAGAACAUUGAGCUUUAUAAUAUGAUGUCUGUAAUUUUGAAUCUCACCUCCCCUGCUCCAAACAAUGGAUCCUUUGGAGCCCUGCAUCACAUACUGAGAAAUCCUAGCACUGUCGCCAGGGUUCAGGGCAAUAAGAAUGAUGGAAACACAACCAAAGUGAAGGCCUCCGAGUUUGUCAAAGCUGUGGACAAUGCUGCAUGUCACAAACUGUGCUCUUUCCUGCCAGAAAAGAUGCAGACUGUGGGGAGAUACCUUGCUCUCACCUCAAUGAUCACAGACAUGGAUGUAUCCGAACAGCUUCCGUAUGGAUACCCCUCUGUUCAACACUCUGGAGUGUUCUCUAAAAUACUUUACCAGGACAAAUUCAUCACUGGCUACAGUGAACAUCUAAAGCGCCCCCUGUGGAUUGCUUAUUCCUUGAAUCAAGCUCAGGUUAGGGAGGUUGGUAGUGAUGACUCCGCCUGUGUGGUCCCUGACCAGAGAGUGUCGGGUCAGUUUGAGGGGGUGGGGUCCUGUAACACCAGUGGUUCCUUAGACAGCCAGUACAGAUGGACCUCACUCAUUGGCCAGGUUCCUUCAUCAAUGAGUCAGUCUGAACUGAGUUCCUUCUCAUCUAUCUAUGUGCCGAUGUUGAAUGCAUUUAGAAAUGGAAUAUGGAAGACCUUGCAUAAGAAAGUUGAAAAAUGGACCACUCUAUAUAGCAACAUAAAUGUAAUCACUGGGCCAGUGUUUGAUUGGAAUCACGAUGGACUGCCAGAUCAGUUCAACCAGUCCCAGCCAGUUCCCAGUCAUAUCUACAUGGUCCUCUCCCGCUGCCCGACCUCUGUCUGGCCCUGUGAGUCUCCUGUCACUCUGUCGUUCAUCCUACCCCACAUAGAGAAGGACACCAACUGUCUGUCACCUGACGACUAUCUGAGUGACAAUGAGGCCCGAGUGAGGGAUGUGGAGAUUGUAACUGGACUAGAGUUCUUUACCGGCAUAGCUUUUGACAGUGCAAUAAGGACUAGGACAUACCUACCUAGUGGUGUGUGGUGAUCAAUAGGAUUCUGUGAUCUGUGUAAAACUGAAGGCUAUUGUAUAAUUAUUACACAUACAAAAAUAACUGAGUGGAUGAACAUUGAUGUUUGAAUGCCUUGAUGGUGCGAAAUGACUAAAUAUGUUAUCAAUUAAAAUUAUAUUUUGAUAAGAAGAAGAGAAUGUGAUACAUGUAUAUGCAUGUUUUGUUAACACAUAAAAAUCAUUAAUGAUACAGAAUACAUACGUUGAAAACUUGUUCCUUUUAAAUGCUGUGUUGUCCUUUAAAAUCUCAGAUGGUCAAUGCGAUCAAAUCUGAAUUAGGAUUCAAAUCAUAUUUUCUUCUCAACUUCAAGAUUCAGGAUUCAAAUUAUUGUGCUUCGUCUUUGAGAUUUAAAUGUCUAUCAUAUUUGUAUACAAAGGCAGUCUUGCAGGAGACUACGGCAAAACCUGAAAAUCUCCCCAUGGAACCUGUUUCCUUUUCGCAAGACAAAACUCAUAUAACCUCUACCACUAAGCUAGUGAACUGUCUUUUUUUAAUAAUGUUGAUUUAAGGUGGUAUUGGACACCUCUAUGUUGUGACGCAUUGUUUAUCGAAAUAAACAAGAAAAUGAAGUGUAA
Molecule: messenger RNA, 7552 nt
Organism: Magallana angulata
Lineage: Eukaryota; Metazoa; Mollusca; Bivalvia; Ostreida; Ostreidae
Exons: 51
Coding region: 77-6952 (2291 amino acids)
Molecular function (GO): metal ion binding; hydrolase activity; nucleic acid binding
Source: RefSeq, a predicted model, not a curated record